This is a messenger RNA of Girardinichthys multiradiatus, 5577 nucleotides long. RefSeq names its product SNF2 histone linker PHD RING helicase (gene shprh). Gene Ontology annotation, molecular function: ATP-dependent chromatin remodeler activity; ubiquitin protein ligase activity; ATP binding. The record is from RefSeq and is a predicted model, not a curated record. Bases 169 to 5148 code for a protein of 1659 amino acids. The transcript has 30 exons. Gene Ontology annotation, biological process: protein polyubiquitination; DNA damage response; nucleosome assembly. NCBI's taxonomy places the organism in Eukaryota, Metazoa, Chordata, Actinopteri, Cyprinodontiformes, Goodeidae. Gene Ontology annotation, cellular component: nucleosome; nucleus.
GUCACUUCCGGUAUGUAAAGAUGUCGGACACGAACGUCGUUGGGAAUAAUUGAACUGUGUUUUGUAGCUCUUGUUGCUUGUUAAUGAGAACCUGCUUCAUCAUGGAGCGACUUCUGUUACAGUCGUAGUCAGCGGAGCAGCUGGAGGAAGAUUAAGAACGUUUUCACGAUGAGCAGUCGAAGGAAGAGGGCCCCUCCUGUGAGGGUGGAUGAAGAAUCGAAAAGGAAGCUGGAGUGGAACAUGCUGGAGGACCGGAAGAACGAAGCGAUUGAGGAAGACGACAAGACUCCGUCCUCCUCCUAUCUUUCAGUCGACCCAACAGCCGGCAGUUCCUUUCUGUCUGCAGUAGAAGACAUCACCGAGGCUGCCUGCACUCGCCCGGUUCAGUUUUCGGACGAACUUCCAAGGACGUCCUCAGAUAGCACCUCUGCCUCCACCUCUUUGGCACUCUCUGUGGUGCCAGCUUUGAAACUGGGCCACAUCUGGAAGGCUCUUAUUGGGGAGUUCAGCAUUAGGCCAGCUUGGCUGCCUUCUGACUAUGAGCAGAGAUCUUUUACGGUGUGCCGGGUGGGUGAGCAGCUCUACCUGAGUUACAGCAGCCGUGAUGAGAGCUCAGGACUGCAGUGGACCCUUGAGGAAGACAGUUGUCCUGUCGAGUGCAACCUCAGUAGGAUCCCGUUCGAGGACCUCAACUGGCUGCAGAAGAGGAGGGCAGUGCAACUCUGCCACCAGACAAAAGAGCAGGAAGUUAAGGUGGGAAUUUAUUUGCUAGAAACUGGGCUGGGAAAACCAGAGUUCCUCAGUGAGGGAAAUGCUCGUCUGAAGAAAGCGAAUCAGCUGAUGCAGAAACUAAUGGAAUAUUUCUACAAUUUCAUCAUUCCCGAAGUUGUAGAGAACGAAGAGGUGGAGUGUGACAUGGACCUGGAGAGACAAAACGUGGAGGAACUCUAUGAUUACGUGAGGCACCAGCAUCAAAAAGAGAACCUGGAUGUAACAUAUGACGUCCAGGACAAGGUUCUUAUUCCCGUCCUCAGGCCAUAUCAGACCCAGGCAGUUAACUGGAUGCUGAGGAGAGAGAAAUACAGCAUCAAUGCGCCUAAAGAAAACUCCCUGCAUUUCCUCUGGCGAGAGAUGUUGACUUUAUGUGGCAAGAAGUUGUUCUAUAAUCCUUUCACCGGCUGCAUAAUUCGAGAAUUCCCGCUGGCGGGUAUUGAGUGGCCCGGUGGGAUCCUGGCCGAUGAGAUGGGGCUCGGAAAGACGGUGGAGGUUUUGGCGCUCAUCUUGUUUCAUACUCGACAGAAUUUGGAGCAGGAGGUCCUCACAUUGCCUCUGGGAAAAUCUGUGAAUUACUUUGUUCCACCUCGUCCGUCAGAAGAGAAAACUACACGCUGCAAGGCUGAAGCUCAGCCAAAAAUGAAAACAUCCCACCCAACUGUGCGUGUGAUGUUACUAAAUGCGAUAAAGGAAAUGCGAACCGGCAAAGGAGCCUCGGUCAACGCAGUGUUCACCUACAUCCGGGCCACCUAUGGCUACGACCUCCUAAAGAACCGCGGUCACAUCAAGAAGAUGCUGGCGAAGCUAAUAAAUGAAGGCAUCGUCGACCGCGUGAAGGGUCGAGGCUUGGCAGGGUCUUUCAAGUUGGGAAAGAACUACAAAGAAACAAAGAAAAUCUUGUCGGGAGCAUCCAAGUCUAUUUUCAAAACAGCUGAGAGCACACCUAGGAAAAUGUUUCAGAGACGAGCCAAAGGGAAAGCAGAGGCAGCUCUGCAAAACUCCCUCUCAGACAAUCAAAGAGGUCUGAGCCCCACAUCUGACUGCUGUGAAACAGAAGGAAAAGAACCAAAGCAAUGGGAUGAAUGCUUGAAUGAGAAAGCUGAUCAGGAAGGUGAUGUGAUGGAUACUACCACAGCAUCUUUACAGAAAUCUCCAGGUAAAUGUGAGUCAGACACACGGGACGUUCCCAGAAUGGACGAGCUACCUGAAGAAAGAGGAAUAGCCUCUCGGACAGAUUCACAGAAUAAGACAGAAAUGCCAACCAGGGCAUCUGUAGUCCCGUUCAACACCCUUGAUUACCGCUUUGAGUGCAUUUGUGGAGAGCUGGGCAUUAUUGACUACAAGGCCCGUGUGCAGUGUAUGAACUGUCAGCUGUGGCAACAUGCGGACUGUGUAAACUAUAAAGAGGAAAGCCUUACUACUACCCCCUUCUACUGCCCUCACUGCCUGGUGGCUAUGAAACCAGUCUCCACUGGUGCCACGCUCAUUAUUUCCCCAAGCUCCAUCUGCCACCAGUGGGUCGAAGAGAUCAACCGCCACAUCAGAUCCUCCUCCCUGCGGGUUCUGGUAUAUCAGGGUGUGAAGAGACACGGGUUUAUCCAGCCUCAUAUGCUCGCUGAGCAGGACGUCGUCAUCACCACCUACGACGUGCUUCGAUCUGAACUCAACUACGUCGACAUUCCUCACAGCAACAGCAGGGGCGGCCGACGCUUCCGCAACCAGAAGCGCUACAUGGCGGUUCCCAGCCCCCUGGUGGCUGUAGAGUGGUGGCGCAUCUGUCUGGACGAGGCCCAGAUGGUUGAGUGUCCCACUGCUAAGGCUGCAGAAAUGGCUUUACGUCUUGCCUCUGUCAACCGAUGGUGCGUCAGUGGCACUCCCGUCCAAAGAGGCUUAGAAGAUCUGUACGGCCUGGUGCUUUUUCUCGGAGUGGAUCCAUACUGGGUUAAACACUGGUGGGACCAACUGCUUUAUCGCCCUUAUCGCCGUGGAAACACCGAACCUCUGUACAACGUGAUUGCUCAGAUAUUAUGGCGGUCGGCUAAAAAAGAUGUCAUCGAUCAGAUUCAGAUUCCCCCUCAGACCGAGGAGGUGCACUGGCUUCACUUUUCUCCCGUUGAGGGUCAUUUCUACCACCGCCAGCACGAGGUCUGCUCCCAGGAUGCUUUGGUCAAACUCAGAAAAAUCUCAGACUGGAGCCUGAAACUGGGCAGCCUCGACCGCCGCACCGUCAACACCAUCCUGUACCCACUGCUGAGGCUGCGCCAGGCCUGCUGCCAUCCGCAGGCUGUGAGGGGCGAGUUCCUGCCUCUGCAGAAAAGCACCAUGACAAUGGAGGAACUCCUCAAGUCCUUGCAGAAGAAAUGUCGAGUGGAGUGUGAAGAAGCUCACAGGCAGUUGGUGUGUGCACUCAAUGGUUUGGCUGGAAUUCACAUCAUCAGAGGUGAGUUUGUAGAGGCUACGGAGAUGUAUAGAGAAGUUUUGCGUUCAUCAGAGGAGCACAAAGACAGGCUGAAGACUGAUUCAUUACAGAGACUUCAUGCCACCCACAACUUAAUGGAGCUGUUAAAUGCAAAGCAUCCUGGGAUUCCUCCGACACUCAGAGAUGACAGACUCGGUGAAGAGGCUGAGCAGCUGCGGCAGCAUUACAUGACCAAAUAUGACUCGGAGGUGGCCGACGCCCACCAGGCCCUGCAGCCGGUGCUGCAGAACAUCAAAGAGCUGAAGCGCAAAGUUAACCUAAACUCCCCCUGGUGGUUGGAAGUCAUCCAGAGGGCAACCCGUUGUUCCACUGAUGAAGAUCUGAUGUCUCGUGUCAAGAAUGAGCUAACCCAGAGCUACAAGCAGCAGUGCCACAAGCUCUCCAUGGCAGACAAGUUCCGUGAUGCCUGUGGUCUGCAGUUCCUACUCACCACACAAAUGCAAGAUCUAAUGAAGUCACAAAACACUGUGCGAGACGCAGUGAAGAGUCUUGAGGGCCCGGCUUCUAAGGAAGUGAUAGAAGAGGCCACCAUUUGCCACCUUAGGCCAAUGCGACUGCCACUCAAUAACUGUGUGUUUUGUAAGGCAGAUGAGCUUUUCACUGAUUAUGAAUCCAAGUUGUUUGCUCACACGGUGAAAGGUCAGACGGCCAUCUUUGAAGAAAUGAUCGAGGAUGAGGAAGGCCUGAUGGACGACCGUCUCCCCACCACCAGUCGCGGCCUGUGGGCAGCCAGCGAGACUGAGCGCACUCUGAAAGCCAUCUUGUCAUUCGCCAAAGUGAAACGCAUGGACCCGGACCUGGUGGAGGAGGGGAACACUUUCAUGGAGCUGUUUGAGAACUGGAAGAAGGAGUAUAAAGUGUUGCAUGAGUACUGGAUGGUGCUGCGUAAUCAUGUGUCAGCCAUUGAUGAGUUGGGCAUGGCUACCGAACGGCUGCGUGUUCGUCUGCCUGAUGAGCCGAAGCCCAAACUGCUGCACAUUAUAGAACCCCAUGAAGUGGAGCAGAACAGAGUAAAACUUCUGAACGACCAGGCUGUGGCCAAGUCUCAACUCCAAAAGAAGCUUGGACAGUUCCUGUAUCUAACUAAUCUGGAAAAGUCACAGGACAAGUCAACUGGAGGGCUGAACCCAGAGCCGUGCCCCAUCUGUGCCCGACCCCUGGGACAGGAGUGGGCAGUGUUGACUUGCGGCCACUGCUUUUGUAAUGAAUGCAUUGCCAUCAUUGUGGAGCAGUACAGCGUGGGCUCAAGGCGGCGUGCCAUUAAGUGUGCCAUUUGCAGACAGACUACUUCCCACACAGAAAUCUCCUACGUGUUCACUACCCAGUCGUACAACCACGAGCAAGACAUACCAGUCAAGGGAAGCCACUCUACCAAAGUGGAGGCUGUUGUGAGAACACUAAAGAAGAUUCAGAGGAAUGAUCCCAUUGCCAAGUGUCUUGUCUUUUCAACAUGGCAGAGUGUCCUGGACAUCAUCGCCAAGGCCUUGUUGGACAAUAACAUGGAGUUUUCACAAAUUAAUGGAAUUCAUAAAUUCCAGGAGAAUCUUAGUUCUUUCAAGUAUGAUGAAAAGAUCAACAUUCUCCUCCUCCCUCUCCACACGGGCUCCAAUGGGCUGAAUAUUAUUGAAGCAACACACGUGUUGCUGGUCGAACCGAUCCUCAACCCAGCUCAUGAACUCCAGGCUAUAGGAAGGGUUCACCGGAUUGGCCAAACUAAGCCUACAUUUGUACACAGAUUCCUGAUCAAAUCCACUAUCGAGGAGAGAAUGCAAGCAAUGCUGAAGACAGCAGAAAAGAGUCACACCAGCACAACCAUGAAGCAUUCAGAGGCUGCCGUUCUGACAGUAGCUGACCUGGCUGAUCUGUUUACUGAGGACACUGAACCUCUGGAGUGAUUCUGCACACCGACGUUGCACCUGGAGGGAGAUCAGCUACAGAAAGCAGCUGACUCCUGAUACAGUGCCGAUAAAAGUACUCAGAUUUUGCACAUUCCUUUUUUUUUUUAUAUGUAAGCAACUUGAAAUGUGAAAUGCAUUUCCAAGAAUAUGUAAUUUUUUAGCAAAUCACUGACAAAUAACAUGUUUGGCAAACAUAUUUAAAGUCACUUUUUAUUGUAAGUCAGUUAUUGUUCUAAUGGUCCCAACUGUUUAUACUCAUGUUUAAUUGUAACAUUUGAUUAGACUGUGUAGCGUUGUUGUUUGUGCUACUCUGAUAUAUUUACUGUGUGUGCAUUUAUAUACAAUCUCACAUUAUGGCCACAAUCGAAACUCCCUCUUUCAGGGGAAAUUGCAGCGUUCAGGAAAUAAAAAAGUGUGUCAAUGAAA